UGGCCGCCCCGUCCUUUCGGUCCUGGCGGCGGCAGGGCUGAGCCAGCGGCGCCCACCCUCCGGCUCUCUCUCUGCUUCUCUGCGCCUCCUCUCCGCUCUCCGCCCGCCGCCAUGACGGAACAGGCCAUCUCCUUCGCCAAGGAUUUCCUGGCCGGGGGCAUCGCCGCCGCCAUCUCCAAGACGGCCGUGGCCCCGAUCGAGCGCGUCAAGCUGCUGCUGCAGGUGCAGCACGCGAGCAAGCAGAUCGCGGCUGACAAGCAGUACAAGGGCAUCGUGGACUGCAUCGUGCGCAUCCCCAAGGAGCAGGGCGUGCUGUCCUUCUGGCGGGGCAACCUGGCCAACGUCAUCCGCUACUUCCCCACGCAAGCCCUCAACUUCGCUUUCAAGGACAAGUACAAGCAGAUCUUCCUGGGGGGCGUGGACAAGCGCACGCAGUUCUGGAGGUACUUCGCAGGCAACCUGGCCUCCGGCGGGGCGGCCGGGGCCACCUCCCUGUGCUUCGUCUACCCCCUGGAUUUCGCCCGAACCCGCCUGGCGGCCGACGUGGGCAAGUCGGGCAGUGAGCGCGAGUUCAAGGGCCUGGGAGACUGUCUGGUGAAGAUCACCAAGUCCGACGGCAUCCGUGGGCUGUACCAGGGCUUCAACGUGUCGGUGCAGGGCAUCAUCAUCUACCGCGCCGCCUACUUCGGCAUCUACGACACCGCCAAGGGCAUGCUCCCCGACCCCAAGAACACGCACAUCGUGGUGAGCUGGAUGAUCGCCCAGACCGUGACGGCAGUGGCGGGCGUGGUCUCCUACCCCUUCGACACCGUACGGCGGCGCAUGAUGAUGCAGUCGGGGCGCAAAGGAGCCGACAUCAUGUACAAGGGCACCGUGGAUUGCUGGCGGAAGAUCCUCAAGGACGAGGGCGGCAAGGCCUUCUUCAAGGGCGCCUGGUCCAACGUGCUGCGCGGCAUGGGCGGCGCCUUCGUGCUGGUCCUCUACGACGAGCUCAAGAAGGUCAUCUAGGUGCCCGGCCGCCCGCCGCGACCACCUAGCGCCAUCCCUCACUGUGACGGACCACCGACUUCGAGAAAUUCCAGCGUCCCCGCCGGGGCCGGGCCGCCCCGCGCCGGGGGCUCCUCGCCGGCAGACCAUCGGCCCUGGGUCCACG
Molecule: messenger RNA, 1153 nt
Organism: Bubalus bubalis (water buffalo)
Lineage: Eukaryota; Metazoa; Chordata; Mammalia; Artiodactyla; Bovidae
Gene: SLC25A6
Product: solute carrier family 25 member 6
Exons: 4
Coding region: 112-1008 (298 amino acids)
Biological process (GO): mitochondrial ATP transmembrane transport; mitochondrial ADP transmembrane transport
Cellular component (GO): mitochondrial inner membrane
Molecular function (GO): ATP:ADP antiporter activity
Source: RefSeq, a predicted model, not a curated record